Molecule: messenger RNA, 564 nt
Organism: Guillardia theta CCMP2712
Lineage: Eukaryota; Cryptophyceae; Pyrenomonadales; Geminigeraceae
Exons: 3
Coding region: 1-564 (187 amino acids)
Source: RefSeq, a predicted model, not a curated record
AUGCAGGCAGUCGGGGCUCUGAAGCUCGUUGCGCUCGUCAUGCUCUCAGCGCAGAUGGCCUACUGUGUGCAAGACCCCAACAUAGCCAAGAUGAACAACCUGACCGCCAUCUCGAUCCUCCUCGACCACCUGCCUGAGUCUGCAAGGGAAUGGUGGCCAGUGUACAAGAAGGCGUUUGACAUGGGACAUCUUCCUGAGAACAAAUAUCAUCUUUCAAGGGCACUGAGAGUCACGCAGCAACUGGCAAGGGACGUUGAGCAGCGAAACUCUCUGGUGGAGUAUGGCUUCGUUCAAAGUAUCAUCCCCCUCCUGUCCAGGAGCAUGCUGAGCAAGGAGGAUAUAAGAAAUGUUCUGUUGAGCCUCGUCCUCCUGGCUCAGCACACAAAGGACGAAUUCCCAUCGGCAGAUAAGGCCAAGGUCGCCAAACUCCAAGGUGUUCUAGAAGCUAACAACGAGGUUACCCCCGUGCGAUCGCUACUGCACGACACGAGCUUGAUUGAGCCCUUCCAUCACAUGAUGGAGAUUUUGGCUCAGAUUCCUGCCACCCAAGAGAUGACCAAGUGA